AGAAUGCUGCUGCUCAGCUGCUUUCUCCUCUCGGGCCUCUCCCUCUGCUCUGCAGACCCUUUUCUGCUGGAGGCCCAGAGGAUCAUGAGCACUGCUCCAGUCAUCGAUGGGCACAACGACUUACCCUGGCAGCUCUUCAACAGAUUCGACAACCAGCUCUCCUUGCCGGCGGCUAACCUGUCUCAGCUCCGAGGCACCCACACCAACCUCCCCAAGCUGAAGACAGGGCAUGUGGGGGCACAGUUCUGGGCAGCCUACGUGCCCUGCGAGACCCAGAACAAGGAUGCUGUGAAACGAACUCUGGAGCAGAUAGAUGUCAUCCACCGAAUGUGUCUUCAGUACCCGGAAGCCUUAACAUGUGUCACCAACAGUGCAGGGAUUGAGGAAGCCUUCCGCACAGGCCACGUGGCCAGCCUGAUUGGUGUGGAGGGCGGGCACUCCAUUGACAGCAGCCUGGGUGUCCUGCGCACCUUCUACCAGCUGGGGGUCCGCUACAUGACCCUCACACACAGCUGCAACACUCCCUGGGCUGACAACUGGCUGGUGGACACAACAGCUGAGGAGCCAGUGCACCACGGGCUGUCCAGCUUCGGGAAGCGCGUGGUCGUGGAGAUGAACCGCUUGGGCAUGAUGGCGGACCUGGCCCACGUCUCUGUGGAGACCAUGAACGACGCCCUGAACGUCUCCAGAGCACCAGUCAUCUUCAGCCACUCCUCGGCCUAUGCCAUCUGCCACCACCGACGCAACGUGCCAGACGACGUGCUCCUCCGGGUGAAAAAGACCCGUGGCCUCGUGAUGGUCAACUUCUACAAUGACUACGUGUCCUGCAGCUCUAAGGCCACCCUCAGCCAGGUCGCUGAUCACCUGGACUACAUCAAGCAAGUGGCUGGGGCUGAGGCGGUCGGACUUGGAGGAGAUUAUGAUGGUGUCAGCAGAGUCCCGGUUGGCUUGGAGGAUGUCUCCAAGUAUCCAGACUUGAUUGCAGAGCUGCUGCGGAGGAACUGGACGGAGAGUGAAGUGAGAGGCGCCCUGGCAGGCAACCUGCUGCGGGUUUUCCGGGAAGUGGAGCAGGUGCGGGACAGGAUGUCUUUGGAAGCUGUCUCCCCUGACGACGUGCCCAUUGCAUCUGAGGAGCUGCAGGGGUCAUGCCGAACUCACUAGGGGGACACUC
Messenger RNA from Heteronotia binoei (common prickly gecko), 1171 nucleotides. It is a transcript of the gene DPEP1, whose product is annotated as dipeptidase 1. The coding region runs from base 4 to 1161 and encodes 385 amino acids. The record is from RefSeq and is a predicted model, not a curated record. Gene Ontology annotation, biological process: proteolysis. Gene Ontology annotation, molecular function: metallodipeptidase activity. The transcript is spliced from 10 exons. NCBI's taxonomy places the organism in Eukaryota, Metazoa, Chordata, Lepidosauria, Squamata, Gekkonidae.